Messenger RNA from Gallus gallus (chicken), 964 nucleotides. It is a transcript of the gene UCHL3, whose product is annotated as ubiquitin C-terminal hydrolase L3. Bases 233 to 817 code for a protein of 194 amino acids. The transcript has 8 exons. The record is from RefSeq and is a predicted model, not a curated record. Gene Ontology annotation, cellular component: cytoplasm. Gene Ontology annotation, biological process: protein deubiquitination; ubiquitin-dependent protein catabolic process. Lineage: Eukaryota; Metazoa; Chordata; Aves; Galliformes; Phasianidae. Gene Ontology annotation, molecular function: cysteine-type deubiquitinase activity.
GUGUAGCAGAGGCUCCUGCCUCCCCUGCCAGAGGAGGGCUUCCGCUUUCUGGUGCCGGGCCUUCGGGAACCUCCUGGGAAACCUCGGGGUGUGUGCGGUGCGAUGUGAGGACCCUUGGUAAAGGAACAGAGAACACGUGUGUUCUGCAGCGGGGAGGUGGUCGGGCUCUUAACGUAAGUUUCUCAAACAGUUAGGUAUACAUCCUGACUGGCAAUUUGUAGAUGUCUAUGGUAUGGAACCAGAACUGCUUAGCAUGGUGCCAAGACCUGUAUGUGCAGUGCUUCUUCUCUUUCCAAUAACAGAAAAGUAUGAGACCUUCAGAACAGAAGAAGAAGAAAGGAUAAAAGCUAAGGGACAAGAUGUCAAAUCAUCAGUGUAUUUCAUGAAGCAAACUAUCAACAACGCUUGUGGGACAAUUGGGCUUAUUCAUGCUAUUGCCAACAACAGAGAGAAAAUGAACUUUGAAACCAAUUCAUCACUGAAAAAGUUCCUAGAAGAUUCUUUAUCUAUGACUCCUGAAGAGAGGGCCAAAUAUCUAGAAACUUAUGAAGCAAUUCGUGUCACUCAUGAAUCCAGUGCCCAUGAAGGUCAGACUGAGGCACCAAGUAUAGAUGAAAAAGUAGAUCUUCACUUUAUUGCAUUAGUUAACGUAGGUGGUCAUCUCUAUGAAUUGGAUGGACGCAAGCCAUUUCCAAUAAACCACGGGGAAACCAGCGAUGAUUCUUUUUUAGAGGAUGCAAUAGAGGUUUGCAAGAAAUUCAUGGAACGUGACCCAGAAGAAUUAAGAUUUAAUGCAAUCGCACUGUCUGCAGCUUAAAAACUUUUCCACUUGGGCUAACUAACCUAUUGCAAUGUAUUGUAACGAGAUAACUGUUGCCAUAUGUUAAUAGUACAAGUUUUGAUACUUCCCUAACAUGUUGAUUAAUUGUAGCACAUGUGGAAUAAACUUUGCAUUUGUCCUUGA